Molecule: messenger RNA, 2781 nt
Organism: Coregonus clupeaformis (lake whitefish)
Lineage: Eukaryota; Metazoa; Chordata; Actinopteri; Salmoniformes; Salmonidae
Product: serine/threonine-protein kinase SBK1-like
Exons: 5
Coding region: 768-2090 (440 amino acids)
Biological process (GO): peptidyl-threonine phosphorylation; peptidyl-serine phosphorylation
Molecular function (GO): ATP binding; protein serine/threonine kinase activity
Source: RefSeq, a predicted model, not a curated record
UGUCGAAUUACGUGAAGCUUAUUUGAUCGAAUAGAAGUUUCAUAAUGUUUAGGCUGUUACCAAUGUAAUGAUGUAAGUGGAUGCACGUGGCAUUCUAGCAACUUUAAGAAAAACUACUUAGUUGUUCCUGUUGUUCACGCAUGUAUCCACACUCAUUGGCUAGAAUGGUCCCACCUGAUCUCGCCUGCCUUCAAUCAUUGAGGACAUGUAUUUCCAUUGUUAGAGCGUUCCCUCGGCUAUCUUGUAGGCUAAAUAUAACAGAUCAUCUUCGGGAACAAUGAAAGAGCUGGCUGGUAGUGCUACAGAGAGAUGGGGAACAGUUGUGAAAGGGAGAGUAAAAAACAAAUCACAGAUUCCCUUGCUUGGAGUAACAGACAAUACCAGCCUGACGCAAAGGGGAGAAAUGGAGACAAUGUGAAUAGAUGCAGAUAGAGAGUCGGGUCAUUUUCCACACAGGCUGAAAAGUAUGCUGGAAAUAAAUGAAUUUGGUGUGAUGCUGAAUUGGGUCAUGCAGACCCCAAGAAAAGCGAAACACACACACACCCGCCUCCCGUUGCCUUGCAGGCUGAGCGAAUAAUCCAAAACAGAAGAGCGCCUUUACGCACGGAACCAAACGGAGAAUUACCAACACAGACGAGAAAACAAGACACAAAGACGGACCUCAAUUCAGUUCACACUAAUAGGUCAAAAACAGGACAUCUCGUCGACCAGACCCCAGUGAAUCAACCGGUCAGUUGAAGAUUGCAGGUGCUCCUUGCACGGCGCGAAUGCAGGACCACGGAGAAGAGAGACAGGUCGCCAGCAGUCUGCCCCACAGCGUCAAGGCGAGCCUGUCUCUGUCUCCGUUGGGGGUGGGCAGUGGUGGGGGCUCUCCCACCUCCAACGUGGGCUACUGCGGUGGUGGAGGGGUGCCUGUGGAGGACAUGCAGGCUCUGGCCAUAACCUCCCUGCCGGCUGCAGACAUGGCAAAACACUACGAGCACAUCUGCGAGCUGGGCAAGGGUACCUAUGGCAAGGUGGACCUGGUGGCACACCGCACAAAGGGCACCAAAAUGGCUCUGAAGUUUGUGACUAAGAGCAAGACGAAGCUGAAGAGCUUCCUGAGGGAGUACAGCCUGACGGGAACACUGAGCUGUAGCCCCUUUAUCAUCAAAGUCCUGGACGUACUCUUCGAGACCGAGGAUAGCUACGUCUUCGGACAGGAGUAUGCCCCUGCAGGAGACCUGUUCGACAUCAUUCCUCCCCAGGUGGGUCUUCCGGAGGAGAUGGUGAAGCGCUGUAUGCAGCAGCUGGGUCUGGCUCUGGACUUCAUGCACAGCAAGAACCUGGUGCACCGUGACGUCAAGCCCGAGAACGUGCUCCUCUUCGACCGCGAGUGCCGACGCGUCAAGCUGGCUGACUUCGGCAUGACGCGGAGACUGGGCUGCCGGGUGAAGCGCGUGAGUGGCACCAUCCCGUACACGGCGCCGGAGGUGUGCCGCGCCAGUCGUGCCGAAGGCUUCCUGGUGACCACCAGUCUGGACAUCUGGGCAUUCGGAGUGCUUGUCUUCUGCAUGCUGACUGGCAACUUUCCCUGGGAGGCAGCGCUGCCCGCUGACGCCUUCUAUGAUGAGUUCCGGCGCUGGCAGCGGGCGGGGUGCCCCACAGCGGCCUAUCCAUCCCAGUGGCGCCGCUUCACUGAUGACGCCCUGCGCAUGUUCCAGCGGCUGCUAGCUCCCGAACCUGAGAAGCGCUGUGGCGUGAAGGAUGUCUUCUGCUUUGUCAAGUACGAGCUGGUCAGCGAGCUCCGACGCCGUGCCUCCUGCCGAGCCAAGAGAGGUGAGAGGUCCAGUUCAUCUGGUGUAUGCCCUGCAGGCUGCACCUCUACCUCCUCUUCGUCCUCCUCCUCAUCGCGCUCCCACAGACACCCAGAGCCCUCCACCCCCCCAGGGACGACCUCCCUCUUGCGCCCAGCGCCCCUGAAGAGGAGCGUCCUCUCUGACCCCCACUCCCUUCGAGAGGAGUCUCCUGGCCAGCACCACUCUUCUCCAGGUCGAGAGAAGACCAAGAGCCAGAUGGUGAUGGCUACUGCCAUAGAGAUCUGUGUCUGAGAGAGACGGGAUGAGCAGCGGUAUCUGUGGGUGUUGCCAUGGCGAUAUGAAGCCGUGAAAGGUACUAGCGACGGCCAUGUUGACUGGAGUGAAAGGUUGACGUAUUAGAACGCUGCCGAGAAGAAGCCCAAUGUCGAAUUCUUGACUGUGACACAGAAAUUGGUAUCAUCACUCAUGGCAGUGCAGUCUUGGACAAGUCAUCACUAGCGCAUGCGUUUGUCAUUUUAAUUUGCGACCUAAGACUGUUUUCUGAGUUGGAGAAGCGACAUUCAAGAGUCCACUGACUGACAUCGUUUUUUUCACAGCAACUCGUUCCACUAUUCAGCCAUUUUGCUUGUUAGCACACACAUUACACAGUUACUAUGACAACGGGACAUUGCUCAUCUAGACUUUCUGGACUGAGGCAGGAACCUGCUGUCAGACAUCAUCUCAGGACAUCUCAGCGGGUCACUUCCUGUCUCACAGUGACUUCCUGUUGAGGGUUACAGGUGAUUUCCUGUAGUAGACCAUUGUUUAAAAGGACACAUUUCAUACUGUAACAGUGUGCUAAUUGGUUCAUACAGGCACAGGCAUCUUCCAAUGUGAAAAGAAAUGAGAAAAUAUAUAAUUGCUUCUAUAGAAUACAGGGAGUGCUUAUUUUAUACUUGCUGUUUUUGUGUGUGUGUGUAUGUGUGUGAGUAAGGGGGGGGGC